AUGGCUGAGGAGCGCCGGCGAGAGCAGGACCCCAACCAGGGUCCCCCGGUCAGCACGGCCGAGGGGCGCUGGCGAGAGCAGGACCCCAACCAGGGUCCCCCGGAGCCCUCCGAGAGCGGCCUGGGCGUCGGGACCUCGGAGGCCGUGUCGGCGGACAGCAGCGACGCCGCCUCCGCCCCCGGCCCCCUCUCCCGACCGGAUGACUCCGGCGUGGGCCAGAGCUCCGACAGCAGCGGGGUCUCCUUGGAAGAAGUGUCAGAGAGCAGCUCCAGCACAGAUGCCAUUCCCCGGAUUUACCUACCUGAUUCAUCUUCCAUUGCCCAGUCCACCUUGGUCUCUAGUGUCUCCACUGUGAGCCAGUCCAUCAUGGUCUCAGAGUCCCCACAAGUCCUGGUCCACUCCAGCGUCAUCACUGAUGGAGCCACAAUCGUGUCAGACUCCACCGCAUCCACUUCCUCGGACCUAGGUUCUGCCAUCGACAAAAUCAUUGAGUCCACGAUCGGGCCUGACAUUAUCCAGAGCUGCAUUGCCGUGACCAGCGCAGAGGAUGGUGGGGCAGAGACUACGCAGUACCUCAUUCUGAAGGGCCCUGAUGAUGGUGCCCCCAUGGUGUCCCAGAUGGCCACCUCUGCUCUGGCCAAUAGCUUGGCGAUAGAAACGCAG
This is a messenger RNA of Egretta garzetta (little egret), 663 nucleotides long. RefSeq names its product zinc finger protein 335-like. Lineage: Eukaryota; Metazoa; Chordata; Aves; Pelecaniformes; Ardeidae. The transcript is spliced from 5 exons. The record is from RefSeq and is a predicted model, not a curated record. The annotation marks the transcript as partial.